GAGGAGCUCGAGGUCUACAACUGGUAGAUCAGUAGUCUGCAGGCUAUGGACAGAGACACGUAGCCCUGAUGCUGGUAGUGCUUGUAAUCUGAGUCAAGUGAGCUGCGGAGAUAGCGAGAGCCACGCCGGACGUAUCUCGCUGAUAACAAACCAAGGGUUUAUUUUUCUUUUCCUUUCUGUUUAACUCCGUGGACGUGUGAACACACGACUCAUACUUGAAACGUAUGCGCUGGCGGUGAGUCGAUCCCUGUGAAUAGUGAGUGCCAAUAAGUCUACAGACCAAAAAUCAACUGAUAUUAACUAUUAUUGCACUGACUUUUUAAAAUGAAAACAAAAAGAAUGUUCGUGAUCAACUAAAAUUGUACCGCACUGCAAAACCAAUUGCCAUCCAACGCAGAAAAAUGGUCUCAACUCACAUUCACAAGUGGGCAGUCCGUUUGGUACUUGCAACGCUGGUGGUCUACCCAUUCUCCAACGCCAGCAUCCAACCGCUGGACUGGACGGAAUUGGCCAACGAGAUUGAUAACCAGCAAUGGUGCGGCAAGAGUAAUUAUUGCCACUCUCUCUAUGAGACAGAUGACGAAUCAACAACGGAAUUAUUCUCCAUCAAACACGGAAGGACCACAAUGAACCCGAGCGAAAUGGAAGAAAAACGCUUUUUGGAAAGGCCAUGCCGUUGCGAUGAGGAAUGCCAUAGAUAUGGCGACUGUUGUUACGACGCUCCGGCUGCCGACGUCGGCACCAGCAUCAGCAACAAUAACAUCAAAGGCGUGGAGUUCAGCAGAAAUUCGUUGGCGUGUUUACCUCUUCGCUUCAAAGAUAACGAUCACACUCCAGACCAAAAGUACUACAUUUACAUGGUCGAUAAAUGUCCGUCUACUUGGUUCGUCGACGGCGACGACGAAUCUCUACCGGCCUUGUGUCAGAAAAAACCAAACCAAUCGGACUAUACCCAUUUGAUGGACAUCCCCGUAUUGUCGCUUGACACCAACCAGACUUACGCCAAUGUUUUCUGUGCUCGAUGUCACUCGGAUGCUGCCCGGCUGGCUCGUUGGAAUGUUUCCAUCGAAUGCAACGAAGAUUUCGAUCAGCUUAAUAUCAGCCGAGCACAAAUAUUCAGUCAAUCCAAUUAUCAGCCGGGUUUGCGGCAAUGGGUUCUUUAUAACCCUUCUAUUGAUACCAUUGGCAGCAUUCGAUGUCACAUAGUUAUCGAUGAAUUCCGGAUGUUUUCAGAUUAUCUCAAAACGACAGGCAGCAGGAGAUGCUUACCGAGAAUAGAAAGUUGUGCUACCAAUUGGACAAGUGAGUCCGACAAAAUCAAAUGUCAUGCCUACACUUUUCUUGUUCAAACGGAACUCCCUCUGGGUUUCAGCAGACGGCACUUACAGCAGAACGUGUACAAGAAUGCCCACUGCGCCAAGUGCAACCAUGUCCAGCCUAAUGAAACUCUUUGCUAUUUUCCGAGGAGUACGGACUUGUUCAGAUUAAGAGCUCCUCUUCCAGGCGGCCGAAGACAAUAUUCGUUUUCAAUGUUAAUUGAUUUUGACUUUGGCGGAAGUGGAGCAGGAGGCGGAAGAAAUGAAAUUGUGUGUGGGCCCAAGGAAAUAUUUGACUACUUCCACGAUCGAUGCCAUGCAGUUAUUUGCGGUGCAAUGUUUGUCAACGAAGGAGGAACUUGCGUACCGAAAUCUGAGCUAAAAGUAGAUGGACCAACAGCCAGAAUUUGGCUCAAUUCAUCUUGCCAGCGAUUGGUUUUAACGGAGAAUCUGGAUUAUAUCCAGCUGGAAAACGGUUCGCUAAUUCUAAACUCUACUGGCGAAAUGCUUCAUCGGGAAGAUUACGAACCGAUUGAAGUCGGACAGAACGUCAGCAUUUGCUCGAUCCAACCGGACAGCUACUUCAAAUACGCCUCAACUGGGCAGCAUUACAUGUCCGAUAUUUGUUUAGCUAUUAGCGUCGUCUGCCUUGCCUUCCACAUAAUCGUUCACAUGAUCCUACCGAAAUUACGAAAUUUACCCGGUAAGAAUUUGCUUUCGCUCUCUUGCGCCCUCUUCAUGGCCCAGCUGCUCUUUUUGACGGGCAUCGGUCUUCGAGACACCGUCGGCUACCGCCUCUGUGCCACUCUGGGAGUGUUGACUCAUUGGUUUUACUUGGCAGCUUUCUUCUGGAUGAACGUCAUGGGCUUCGACAUUUGCCGGACAUUCACCGGGUCACUGAUCAGACACCGCGGCAUGCAAGGCCGUGGCCAGCGCUGCACUUUCAUUUUCUAUUCUUUGUACGCCUGGGGUUUUCCAACUUUGGUCGUUUCCCUGGGAAUCAUGUUGGAUUUAACCCACUUGAUGGACGACUACGCACCCGAAUACGGCACCCGCCUUUGCUGGAUCUCAAACAAGACUGGACUGGGUUUCUUUUUCAUCGUGCCUGUAGCCGUUCUGCUGUUGGAGAACAUGAUCCUCUUCAGUCUGACCGUAUUCUCCAUUUUGAAACAGAGGAGAGCCGCUCGGUUCGCAGUCGACAAGAAACAGUCCUACCGAAAGGCCGGCGAGAGCAAGUCGGUGACGGAAAGGCUCCAACUUCCGCCCGGUCCGACGGCCCCAACGGCCCCCAUGCGUCACAGUAGCACCGCCAACAGCAAGCAAAAGAUUCGCUUCAUCCUUUACAUCAAACUGGGUCUGAUUAUGGGAAUGGGCUGGAUCUUCGGCUUCAUAGCGGCUCUAGCCAAAAUUCCAGCUCUCUGGUACCCGUUUAUCUUCUUCAACGCUUUGCAAGGCGCCUUCAUCUUCGUGGCUUUUUGCUGCAAGCGCAAAAUCUAUUUUAUGCUGUACCAAUGGGCCACCAAUCGACCGCACCCAUCUGACUCGUCGUCAAGCAGCCGAACGACGGCUAGUUCCAACAAGCCUAGCACCAGCACUCAGAGGGCCAGCGUUGCCGUUGAACUACCCAGUAAUUUGGCAGUCGAAUUCGAAAGUCAUCCAACCAAUCGGUUCGUUCCCAUCGUCCAAGGCAGCACACAACCGGUCCGUCAACAGUCCCUUUCUAAGCAUCGUCAAUACUAAAAAAAAAUUCAAAACAAAUCAACAAAAUUAACCAUUGCAAAACGAUCCUCCUCUGAUGUAACCAACGAUCUUAUUUGGCUGACGAUCUUCUCUCUCUCUGCAAACUCUUUUUUUAUCUCUAUCUUUCGCUCUCUUGAAUGGCGCUGCAUGAUGAUGGACUCCGAUGGGGUUCCAAGAUGUGAGCAUACCUGUCAUUCGACCCAUCUCAGCAUAAAGUCGGAGAUGGUAUUGGGAUAUGCAGAAAUAAUGAUUUGAUAAAAUGUUGUAUUCUUAAUUUGUUCAGCAGCAGCCUUCCUUAGCGGCCGAACGUCUGCUCCCGCAGGUGGCCGCGGUCGAGAUUGCUCGCAAUUGGAUCAGUUCCGCCUCGCCGGUCAGCCGGGCCAAACGAAAUCUGCCUCGAGUUGUCGUCACCAAACAUUUCGUCAACGAUGACGAAUUGCAUCCGGAUCCGUUCGCCAACGGGCAAAACUCCGUGUGCCAUCUCUACGUUCAAAAUAACAAUCACUCAUCAUUGUCCAAGUCCUGACUAUAGAUACUUAUUCCGUGUCCAUUUCACCUAUAUAGUAUAUCGCGCCGCUACAUAACCCUCUGUUGUUUUAAU
Molecule: messenger RNA, 3657 nt
Organism: Daphnia pulicaria
Lineage: Eukaryota; Metazoa; Arthropoda; Branchiopoda; Diplostraca; Daphniidae
Exons: 7
Coding region: 402-3056 (884 amino acids)
Biological process (GO): cell surface receptor signaling pathway; G protein-coupled receptor signaling pathway
Cellular component (GO): membrane
Molecular function (GO): G protein-coupled receptor activity
Source: RefSeq, a predicted model, not a curated record